AUGGUGUCUGCUGUGGUGUCUGUAUGUGAACGGCCGCAUCAGUCAUUUUUCUCGCGCCUUCUCCUACUCCUCACUCUCCCAAAGGGAGAGUUUAGCCGUCAAGACGUCGAAAGCGUCCUUCACCCUUGGCAAAUGAGUGUGGAUGAAGACGAGCAUCUGACCGGAUACACCAUUUUCAUUGAAGACUUUGCAAUUCUGCUUUUUGAGGGCGCAACGAGUUCCCUAUUUGAAGCCAUAGAGCGACUUGCCCUUCUCCGUGGAUCAGAUUUGCAGAAACAGGCCCGACCUCGGAUUCGUAUUCUUUACUUCACUGAACUGGUGUUCAAAAUCUACCAAGGUCUGACUCUCGUCUCUCAUCGUCUGGCCACUGACAACUUCAGGAUGCCCGAGGGUGCAGACGCAUAUCUGCAGUCGGAUGAAAACCGACAGCUACUGCCUUCUAUCGAUUCUUUGUAUCUUCUCGACACUUCGUCUGUUGCAGAGGGUCUCACGUGGACAGAGUCAGGUAACGCACUAAGAACGCAGGCGUGGUGAAAGGCAGUACGAUGUUCCUAAAACAUUCAGUUCAGGGGGUCAAUUGUUCUUUAGCCCAGGUUUUUUGUGACAACG
Toxoplasma gondii ME49 is the source of this 609-nucleotide messenger RNA. RefSeq lists its product as hypothetical. The transcript has 6 exons. The record is from RefSeq and is a predicted model, not a curated record. The coding region runs from base 1 to 534 and encodes 177 amino acids. NCBI's taxonomy places the organism in Eukaryota, Apicomplexa, Conoidasida, Eucoccidiorida, Sarcocystidae.